Molecule: messenger RNA, 2445 nt
Organism: Myxocyprinus asiaticus (Chinese sucker)
Lineage: Eukaryota; Metazoa; Chordata; Actinopteri; Cypriniformes; Catostomidae
Product: retinol dehydrogenase 12-like
Exons: 7
Coding region: 98-994 (298 amino acids)
Source: RefSeq, a predicted model, not a curated record
AGAAGACAAUGCUCUGGAGGGGAGGGUCCUGGAUCCGGACUGCAUAGUAAUAUCUCAUUCAUAAAUGUCAGAACGCUAGACUGCCUAUAGUGGAACAAUGCACUCAGUAAGAAAUUUCUUUUGUGGUCAGUGGAGUUCUUCUGUAAGGCUUGAUGAUAAAACAGUCAUUAUAACAGGAGCGAAUACAGGCAUAGGCAAAGAGACAGCUAGAGACCUUGCAAGAAGAGGGGCUCGAGUCAUCAUGGCCUGUCGAGACUUGGAAAAGGCAGAGGGAGCCAGAAAAGAAUUAAUGGAGGAUUCUGGAAACCAAAGCAUUGUGGCCAAUAAACUUGAUUUAUCAGAUACCAAAUCAGUCAGGGCAUUUGCAGAACUCAUUAACAAAGAAGAAAAGCAAGUCAACAUCCUAAUCAAUAAUGCUGGCAUCAUGAUGUGUCCAUACUCAAAAACUGCAGACGGCUUUGAGAUGCAAUUUGGUGUCAACCAUUUGGGUCAUUUUCUGCUCACUUACCUACUUCUGGACCUUCUAAAGAAAUCUGCCCCUGCCAGGAUCAUCAACGUGGCUUCUGUUGCCCACACAUGGGGCAGCAUCAGUUUGGACGACAUAAACAGCGAGGAAAGCUACUCUCCCAGGAGGGCUUACGGGCAGAGCAAACUAGCAAACAUCCUCUGCACACGUUCAUUGGCCAAAAGACUGCAGGGCACAGGUGUGACAGUGUACUCCCUCCAUCCUGGCGUGGUGCAAUCAGAGCUGUUUAGGAACCUCAGCAAGCCUGUGCAAAUAGCAGUCAAGGUCUUUAGCCCUUUUACCAAGACCACUGUGCAGGGGGCCCAGACAACCAUCUACUGCGCUGUAGAGUCAGAGCUGGAAAAGGGAAGCGGAGGAUACUAUAGUGACUGUGCCCCAGCGAGCUGCUCAAGAGAAGCUUCAGAUGAUGAAAUGGCUCAGAAACUCUGGGAACUCAGCUGUCAGAUGCUUGGCAUCACAUGGGACUGAAAGAGCAUACAGAAAAUCUCUCUCAUCAGUCUUAUGAGAAGAGUGGAAUGAAAGCUUUUGUACUAAUGCCAUAGAUAAUGUAAGCUGUAGUAGUCAUACAAUCAUGACUGAAUCAGCACUAUGUUUUAAAUUGCUUUUACAUACUUUUAUAAUAUCUUUCUUUUUCCCCAUGGCUGAAUUGGUGUAUGCUGUUAUUUCAAUAGACAUUUUUAACUGUGAUGAAGUAAAAUGUAUACUGGUUUGGCAAAUCCUUUUAUCCUAUGUACAGAUUUUGCAUUUAGUUUAUUUUGGUUGUGCCUAGAAGGUAACCAUCCGGAUGCUCAAAAUCUCAUGAGAGUCACAUGUAAUGUUCACAGACUGUGUUUUUAAUCCAUAAUCCUACCCCUAAGUCUAACCCUAAAUCUAACCUUAGUAACAGCAAAUGUGACUCUCCCAAAUGAUCUUAGUCUUGCCCCCAGGGGCGUAGAUUCCAGAAAAAACAAAAAAAAAACAAGCAAGUACACCCCCCCCCCCACAAUAUUUAUACAAUGAUCAAUGGAAACAUGUUUAUUCUUCACACUGUAGAAUGUUCAAGCCAAAUCUAUGCCCCUGCUUGCCCCAAAUGUUUUCAGUGGAACUGAAGUGAGAGUUAUUAACUAAAUUUUGGUUAUUGUUACACAGUAUGUUGCCAUUUCAUAAUGACCUGGUUGUUGACUGGCUAAAAUCUUUCAAAAUAUUUUCUGUCGCCUGUACAGAAUCAGAAUGACUGAUUCGCAAAUGAAUCACUUUUUCAGUUGUUUUUUUUGUUGUUUUUUUUUUGUUUUUUUGUGCUUUUUUGUGAAUUGCUCAAACGGGUAAACAAAAGGCCUCUCGAGUCACUAGGUGUCAUUCAGAUGGCUCCUGCACAAUUUUUUCAAAUCCUAAAAAUGCCCCUGAAUUCUAACCACAGUUAAUGAAGGUCCAUUCAGUAAUUGUUUACUCAUUAAAAAGUUUUACAUCUAAAGAAAUUACUAACAGACUAAUUUUGAAACAUAUGUAUAAAACCAUGAGCACUUACAUGAUAAAAAGUCAUAUUAUUAACCUAAUAAAAUAAAAGCUGUUUUAUUGUACAUGGAGAGGGUCCCCUCAUGGGGGAUGCCAUGUUAGAAUCACAUGACCAGAUGAAUACUACUUACUCUCAGUAACCGCCCUGUUUUUGGUCAAAUUCACUCAUGGAUUAAAUUAAUCAUGACUGAUCUGUGAAAAGGGAUUUUCUACAGUGGCAUCUUUAACUGAAAACUAUUGCGUUUGAAUGAUGCUGCAUCCAUACCUGUCAGUGUGAGUCCAAGAAAGCAUAAACUAAAACUUUCUGAGUGCACCUUUACAAUAUUUGAUAACUUGAGCCAUGAUCUCACAAGAUGCUUUGCUGAUAUCUCCCUGCUAAUACAAGCAAAGAUACAAGUAUUCUAAAGUAAAUCUGGCCUUGUUGCAGU